Molecule: messenger RNA, 778 nt
Organism: Anopheles aquasalis
Lineage: Eukaryota; Metazoa; Arthropoda; Insecta; Diptera; Culicidae
Product: general odorant-binding protein 83a-like
Biological process (GO): sensory perception of smell
Molecular function (GO): odorant binding
Source: RefSeq, a predicted model, not a curated record
UUAUUUUCUUCUCUCCUUCUGCUGCCACUGCUGGGAUUAUAAACCAUCGAGUGUCGCCACCGUGAACCGAGUAGUAGUGAGUCCGUACUCGUAGCAUCAUGACACAAGGCGCCAGCGGACGACGCUCUAGUACCUUCCAGCGCUUCACCGAUUGGCCGCUGAUCGGUGUUUGGUGCGUUGUGCUGUACGCACUGUGUGCCGGAGGUCAGAGAGCACCGCCAAGACGGGAUGACGUCUAUCCACCACCGGACACGCUGGCCUUCUACAAACCGUACGCGGAGCAGUGCGUCGCGGAGACCGGUGUCAGUGUGGCGGCCAUCAAGCGGUUCGGCGACGAGGACAUAUUUGAGGAUGACCCGAAGCUGAAGUGCUACAUGGAGUGCAUGUUCCGGGUCAGCAAUCUGACCGACGCCAAGGGGGAGGUGCAUCUGGGCAAGAUGCUCGAAACUAUCAAGCCGGAGUUUGAGGAUCUAGCCCUUCGGAUGGGCGCCAAGUGUACGAAAGCGAAGGGCAAGGACCUGUGCGAGCGUGCCUUCUGGUAUCACAAAUGCUGGAAAACGUCCGAUCCGGUGCACUACUAUCUGAUCGGACCGUGAGCUAAGCUAAGGUGUUGAGAUGAUCGUUGCUGCUGCUGCUGCUGCCUGAAGUCGUUGUUUCUGCUGACGGUUUCGUAACUUUUAGACCAUUAGCCAAGACACCGAAGACGAAUCGUGAUCAUAAUUAAGGGCCCAUUUUGAAAAUAAACAUAUCCCCCACCGCUUUUCAGUGAAGGUAAUCG